UUAUUUAUUUUUUUCAGACAAGGUCUCGUUCUGUCGUCCAGACUGGGGUGCAGUGGCGCCAUCCUGGUUCACUGCAACCUCAACUCCCCGGGUUCAUGCGAUUCUCCUACCUCAGCCUCCGGUGUAGCUGAGACCACAAGGGCGGGCCAACAUGUCCGGCUAAUUUUUGUAUUUUUUGUAGAGACGGGGAUUCACCAUGUUGGCCUGGCUGGUCUCAAACUCCAGAGCUCAUGUGAUCCGCCCACCUCAGCCUACCAAAGUGCUGGGAUUACAGGCAUGAACUUCCAUGCCGGGUACGAAAGGAAGCUUUUAAAUUGUGGAGUAUUUCAUACAUCCAUAAUAGUAGAGAGAACAUUAUGAAGAACCUACACAUAAAAAGAAACCAAUUUCUGUCAUUUGAAUUAACAAUCUUUAUAACCCCAGCAACUUCUCCUGCCAAUGGAGUAAAUUCCCAGACAUCUUGUAAUUUCUUCUGUAUAUUUCAUCUUAUAAUUUCAUUAUUUAUUCCCUAAAAGACAAUAUCUCAAUUAUCAUAGUGUUACUGUAACUUUUAAUAAGCUGUUCAGUGGGAAUUAUAACCACAUUUUUCUCCAACCAGUUAUAAAUAAGAUUCAAUAAAUUAAAACAGUAACUGGAAUUCUCUUCUGUUAAGGCGGGGCAGGGAGAGCCCUCAGUACGACACAGGUAGUGGUGGGUGGCAGAAGAGCAAAGCAAAGAGCUGAGGUUCCUUCAGAAUGCAACCUUCUCACAGAACGCAAAGCUCCCAAGUGGCCUCAGCGCCCCAAGAACUGCAGCGUUUCUCCCAGGAGGCUGGGCGAGUCCGUAGCGGAAGUCGGAGCGGCAGAGCAGUGAUUGGGUGCGGCCGGCACCGUCUCUGGGCUUCGACUUCCGGGUGAGGCCGUGGAGGUGUAGCGCGACGUUGGAGACCCGGGGGCAGCGCCAUGUACCACAGUGGAUGGAAGGACGCGCGGUGCGGCGGGGCAGCUGUCCUCUUCUCCCCGGACCCAGCGCCUGGAGAGCCAGCCCUGCAGGGUGGGCUGGGCGAGCCAAACUGCGUUCCUGGUGCAGGGCUUCGGGUCUCCCUAACAGACCUUAUACGCUGACCGGCGGCCGCCACGGCAGUGUCUCUUUGCUCAGAGAUCCAGGGACAACCACUCUCGUCCAACAGCGGUCGCUCCACCAAUCCUGGGAGAAGCGAAUCGUUUUAUCAGCGUGCCCUGUCAGCCGCUCAUGGUGCCCAGAGAGGAAUUUUAGUGGCAACGUUCCGGCUGUCACGCCACUGAAAUUUCCAGGCCACUCCAAGUCAGAAGGACCACCAGGAAAAGGCAGGGAGAGAACCACCAUCAGGUCCCAGCCUCUUUUUGUGACAAGAACUAGAGGGUUUGGGUCUGCAGUGGGCUGGCUCCCGCUGGGCUCACCUGUCCUAUAGAGCAGGCUGCCUCAAGGAAGAAGCUCACAGGGGACAUCUGACCUCUGAAACAGGAAGUGUAAAAUGCUUUAAAUAAGCCAAAACUAAACCAAUAGUUAUGUUAACUAAAAUUACAUGAAUGCUACCGAAGAUAGUCGAAUAUUAGAGGAAGAGAUUAAACUCUGAUUUUGAGCACUUUAUGCUUUAUUCGGAAAAUGAAUAAGAUGCCGUUCUGAAAACCUGAAAAUAUAAAGAAUAGGAUAUGAUACACACACUAGAUGAAAACAAAACUUUCAGACCAUGUUUUCUUAUUUAAAGUUCUAAUAAGUGAGAUAGCAGAGUAAACUAUUCACUCAAAUAACUAGUAACUGAUAUAAGGGUAUGUAUCAAUAACAGGUAUUAAGAUAAAAACUUUAUGAGCUUUUCCAUUUUAACAAGGGAUGAUGAUUCUAGACUUCUGCCACAAAAUUAUGGUCGACAAAACAUUCUUAAUUCAUUUUACAUAGAUCUGACUCUAGAUUCUGAAACAGCAAGUCAUAAUCUUGCAUCUCUGAAGAUAGAAUACAGUGCGAUUUGGAAAGACACCACAAAAACUCAUGAUCCAAAAAAGAUUAAGGCUGGUAUUACCAGGAGGAAGAGAAAGAGGACAAAAUCAAACUGGAUAGAUAUAAUAGAGUUGUUUGUUAGAAUUGUCUUCCUAGGAGAUGGAAAAAGACGCCAUCACAAUAGGAUGCAUGCUUUAGUAUUCAGCUACAGAAAUGUAAUAACUUUGCCAAAGUAAUUACACUGCAUAGAGUGGCAAUCGUUCUAUUAAAAGUAAGACCCAGUAAUGUUAGGAUUUUUUCUGGACAAUGAAGGGGAUGAGGUUUAAUCUUAUAACUUGAAUGCCAGGUCUCAUAUCUUUUCUUCAAGUGAUAUUUUUAUGAAACUACUUAGGCUGUGUUUCACACUGAGUGUGAUUUCUAACCUCUUAUAAUCUGUACAGUAAUAGAUUAUGACGGAUGAAUUAUUUGAAAGCUAUUUUGUAUUAUUUAGGAGAGGAGCUCUUCAAUUCUGAAUUGUCUGCCACUUAUAAGCAGAAGAAAGUUCUUUUCUUUCAUUAUUUUAGCAACUAUCAAUAAAACAGUAUUAGAAAUGCCUACUCUUCAGAGAUGUAAUGGGAAUAAAUUGUAAAGUACUUUUGAUAUUCUAAGAUGAAAGAUGGUAUUACACAGUCAAUAAUUCAAUGCUGGCCAGGCGCGGUGGCUCACGCUUGUAAUCCCAGCACUUUGGGAGGCCGAGGCGGGCGGAUCACGAGGUCAGGAGAUCGAGACCACGGUGAAACCCCGUCUCUACUAAAAGUAUAAAAAAAAUUAGCCGGGCGUGGUGGCGGGCGCCUGUAGUCCCAGCUACUCGGAGAGGCUGAGGCAGGAGAAUGGCGUGAACCCGGGAGGCGGAGCUUGCAGUGAGCCGAGAUCGCGCCACUGCACUCCAGCCUGGGCGACAGAGCGAGACUC
Molecule: messenger RNA, 2904 nt
Organism: Symphalangus syndactylus (siamang)
Lineage: Eukaryota; Metazoa; Chordata; Mammalia; Primates; Hylobatidae
Product: protein FAM218A
Source: RefSeq, a predicted model, not a curated record